UGUUGAAACAGUCGAUUUCUACGAUCAACAAACGUUGAACAAACGCCUGCGUGCCGUUGCAGAAUUGUAUUGUUUGACAACUUCUUUUUUACUGCUGCCAGAGCUGCAGCUCUCGUCCAAUAUCGCACAAAUGCAAUAAUUAACGAAUAUAAAAUCUCGACAGAAAAUCUGAAAAACGACUAUUGAACUAAGUCCAGUGAAUUUAUAAGUUAGGAUAUCGCGAAACAAUCCAGUGUCAGCAAAUAUUUUGGGCGUCGUUUGAUCAGAAUUACUGGGUGUGUCGCUGCAAUGGAAACCUUCGGCGUAUGUCUCUUAUUAGCAUUUCUACAGCUGACUACGGCACAGCGAACCCCAACUAUAAGUUACAUCUCUCAGGAACAGAUUAGAGACAUCGGAGGAACCGUAGAUCUGCAAUGUUCAGUUCAAUAUGCUCAAGAUUUCCCAGUACUCUGGGUAAAGGUUAGCAAAGAUCCGUUACCUAUUUCAACUGGGACAACCCUAAUCAUCCGAGACAGUCGGUUCUCCUUGAGAUACGACACCGCCUCAUCUACGUAUACUCUACAGAUCAAAGACAUACAGGAAACUGAUGCUGCAGCAUAUCAGUGCCAAGUAUUGAUAUCCCUAAAUAACAGAAUUUCAGCUGAAGUUGAACUGCAAGUACGCAGGCAGCCUGUUAUCAGCGAUAAUUCGACUCGAUCGCUUGUGACAAGCGAGGGUCAGAGUGUACAGCUGCAGUGUUACGCAUCUGGACAUCCGUAUCCAAGAAUUUCAUGGCGUAGAGAAAAUAAUGCCAUUUUACCAACAGGAGGUUCUAUUUAUCGAGGUAAUACAUUGAAAAUAUCAUCGAUCCGAAAAGAAGAUCGUGGUACAUAUUACUGCGUGGCUGAAAAUGGAGUAGGAAAGGGUGCCCGUCGUAACAUUGCUGUAGAAGUUGAAUUUGCACCGGUAAUUACGGCCCCUCGUCCACGUCUUGGUCAAGCUCUGCAGUACGAUAUGGAUUUGGAAUGUCACGUCGAAGCCUAUCCUCCACCUGCUAUUAUUUGGCUAAAAGAUGACGUCCAACUUUCAAACAACCAGCAUUACAGUAUCUCCCACUUUGCCACUGCUGAUGAGUUCACCGACACUACUAUUAGGAUUAUUACUAUUGAGAAACGACAAUACGGGCAGUACGUUUGCAGAGCUGCAAACAAGCUCGGAACAACCGAAACCAGAGUGGAACUUUUCGAAACAAUUAUUCCUGUCUGCCCACCGGCUUGUGGUCAGGCACAUUAUGGAGCAACUGUAAUACCGCUCUCCUCGGGGCCAUUGGUGGCCUUAGCUGUUCUCAUAGCAGCUAUUUUCAGAAAUUUCCAUACCAAACAUUAACUAUCCGGGACUUCGUUGGGGUGCAGCAUCGCGCUGUAUAUUAUCAAAAUGGUUGAUGGCUUGGGCCAGCCUUGUCGUUUUUACCAGUUUAUGGACAUUUGAUUGAUCUUUUGAUCAAUCCGAAACCGUUUUUACACGAUUAUUUUUUUAGCCAUUUACAUCGUAGGUUGUUUUAAGUCAAACUUCAUUCCAGGUUUUAAUUAAUGUAACGACAGUAUACAAGGGUUGUAAUUUUUUACAUAUCUUAACGAAUCGUCAUUCCACGUAUCCAGAAAUCAAAAAAUUGUGAAUGUUAUAUCAUUAAGGUUGACGCAAUUUUCUUAAACAUAUCGUUAUGAUGUCAGUUAAACUGAAUUAUUCGUCAAAGUUUUGAAGAAUAAGAGGAGAAUGUAGGAUAUAAGAGGAAGGGAGGAAAGGUGGAAGGUAUUUAAUCAUCACUUGAUAUUAUUAUGAUAUUAAUUUCUCUGCUCACUGAAAGUGAACGCAUCAUCGAAUCUCGAGAUAGAAUCUAUCUUACAAAUUAAUUGACGGAGCAACUAACUCAAGACUCUAAUCGGGCAGCUUUUUACAGCACAUAAAAAAGGGGUCGAGGUGAUAUCCCUAAUUUUAUUGGACGAUCUUUACCAGGUCCCUACGUUAUAUUAAGUGUAGCAUCAAUACAAAUUAAUAUUAGAAAUACGUCUUAAUAUACAUGCUAAUUAAUGUUCAAGUACCUAAUCAAGGUACCCCAGAAGUACCUUAUGCCCAGGUAGUGAGUAAUCUCAUAUAAGAAGCGGACUACCUUGUUGGAACUGAAACUAUAUUUUAGCGAAAUCCAACACAAUAAUAAAAUUUUUCAACAUUAGUAUACACAGUAAUAAUUACAUUAUAGGUGUUUUGUAUAAUGUUUUUAUAAAUUUGUAAUAUACAAAUCGUCUGCGAUUGGCAAAUUUUACAAUCAAUCUUAAUAAACAUGAAGUAAUAAAUUUUUUUCUAACAUUCCAA
Athalia rosae (coleseed sawfly) is the source of this 2349-nucleotide messenger RNA. RefSeq names its product lachesin. The record is from RefSeq and is a predicted model, not a curated record. Lineage: Eukaryota; Metazoa; Arthropoda; Insecta; Hymenoptera; Athaliidae. Gene Ontology annotation, cellular component: neuron projection. Bases 289 to 1365 code for a protein of 358 amino acids. The transcript is spliced from 6 exons.